Molecule: messenger RNA, 1542 nt
Organism: Plasmopara halstedii
Lineage: Eukaryota; Oomycota; Peronosporomycetes; Peronosporales; Peronosporaceae
Exons: 2
Coding region: 1-1542 (513 amino acids)
Source: RefSeq, a predicted model, not a curated record
AUGCUAUCUUCCUCCUCCUUAUCACCUUCCGCAUCAGCAACGCGCCCCUUCGCAAGCGUCAGUCUGACUCCGGAGGAGCUGCCAAAAUUAAAAAUUUCAGUUGGGAUUGGUACUCAACACCAAAGAGCAAGUCGUGAGCGCGAUGCCGGCGCCGCAGAGUUUGAUGUCGUCCCACCAAUCCCCACGAGGACCGACGCCGCGGUUGGAUCAGACACAAUCGUACCACAUAGACAAGCAACGCAAUCAUUGGCCUCGCCAGCCUCAAAUUUUACACCACGGAUCACCAAGUUUGGCUUAAGCCCCUUGAUUGAAGCCGCGGAACGAGUGCGUCAUUCGACGACCGAAAUUCGAAACCGCCGAAUUAGUCGCUCUAGUCUUCUAAAACGCGGAAUUUUCCAAUUGCAGACACUUCCCUCGACUAUGCACACGAUGGGCAGCUAUCCGCUGGAGACCUCUACGACGCCGAAGCGCGCUUGCAUGAGAGCCGACAAUGUCCUCAACAUGCAAGCAUCAUACAGUCUGUUGAGCUGCAGGCCACAACAAGAGACUAUGCGUCCUAAACAGUCCAAGCAGCUUCAGCCGUACAACGUGAGACCUACAAAAACGCUGGGUCUUGAUACCGUAUCAAACCUGACAAAAUCGAAUGGACUGUCCCACCUCUCGGGUGUCUCAGUGUGGAAGGUCGUGCUGAUCACUGGCAACUUUCCUCAAGACAUUUGUUUCAGUGAAAAUGGCACCUCUCCAGUAGUAUCGCUUAUAUCGAACAAGUUUGACUCCGAAAGCAAGGAUGGUGGUUUCACCGUAAAAGCUGACGAGUCUGUCGAUACAAAUCUAGGUCAGUGGUCUGGCGGUGGUGGUAUCUACAUAGAUGCCUUUAUUCAAGCAGUACAAGGAGGCUUGCUGCAAAAGGUUGAUGAUGGCAAGCUUAAAGGCAUAUCCACGAACAUCGGAAACAAAGCGCGCAUUCUUAGCGGUUCUACUCAUCAUGUUGAUACACAAGUGGCCCCCGGAAACGCGUCAUAUAAUCCACUCAGUCUUAGUUCGAUCAUGAAUGAUGAGUCGAGCUCGCCAAUUGCCUUUAAUGUCCCUGAUAACGUUAAAGCAUGUGCAAUUUCGAAUGAACUUCACCGAAGCCCUUCCUCCGGUUUAAGCGAAUUUAAAAUAAGGCAAACAACCGCUCAUCGUGUGCUAAAACGAUCCGACUACUCACAGCACGGUACGGUACGCAGUGGACGCUGGUCGGAAGAGGAGGAAUGUUAUGCCAAAGCAAUGAUCGACGCAUUCAAAGCAGGUUAUCUUCCUCUUCAUGGAAAUGUUUCGCUGCGUAAAUUUUUGUCCGAAAUGCUUUUAUGCCACCCAAUGCGUAUUAGCAAAAAGUUUGUGGGAUACGUGCGCAAGUAUCAUUAUUAUCGCGUCGCUGCUGGCACGUGUGACCCCGGAGUAAGAGCCCAGGUGUUGAACCAGCUGAGUUACCUGGAGCACGCUUUCUGGAAGUCGCAGCAGAACAAUGAGUGGUGUAAUAGUUUCCGCCGCGACGAAUGA